AUGACUUCUGCCAGCCUGCCAAAUAUCUCUGACCUAGGGAAUCUUUCCGAUGCUAGCAAGUCUGCGGUAUUGGACCUUCUGUUUGAACCUAGUGCAGAAAUCCACAAGACGCUGAUCCCAGUGAUCAAGUCUCGUGGGUUCGCGUCCUAUAAUGAAUUGAUUGAAGCUUGUCGCGAGGCUUUUCUCGCACUCGCCCUAAAGUCCACAGCAGCCAGCCCGGAUCAACGGCUACUCUCGAUCCUGGGCUCUCACCCUCGCCUCGGAGCGAAAAAGGUGGAAUCCGAGCAGUCGGCCGCAGAGCAAGCCAAACUGGGCGGCGAGAGUGAAAUUCUAGCAAGACUCAACCGCGAAUACGAGGAAAGAUUUCCUGGCCUACGCUAUGUAGCCUUCGUCAACGGGCGCGGCAGACCAGAAAUUAUGGAGGACAUGAAAGCGCGUAUGGACAGGGGCGACUUUGACAAGGAAGUCGAUGCUGCACUGCAGGCCAUGUGUGAUAUUGCGAAGGACAGAGCUUCGAAGCUGCCUGUCCAAGCGGCUGGCCAGGCAGGGGCAAUUUGUAGCUGCUCUACGCGGGGGACAUUACCGACAUGGAAAUGCUAG
Akanthomyces muscarius is the source of this 600-nucleotide messenger RNA. RefSeq lists its product as uncharacterized. The transcript has 2 exons. The record is from RefSeq and is a predicted model, not a curated record. Lineage: Eukaryota; Fungi; Ascomycota; Sordariomycetes; Hypocreales; Cordycipitaceae. The coding region runs from base 1 to 600 and encodes 199 amino acids.